This is a messenger RNA of Capsicum annuum, 1564 nucleotides long. RefSeq lists its product as uncharacterized. The coding region runs from base 542 to 1330 and encodes 262 amino acids. The transcript is spliced from 2 exons. Lineage: Eukaryota; Viridiplantae; Streptophyta; Magnoliopsida; Solanales; Solanaceae. The record is from RefSeq and is a predicted model, not a curated record.
UGGUGGAAGUUUUUGUGUUGUCCUUUUCUUUCUCAUCCAUUUUGAUGUCCUUCUCACCUUUGCUUUCUUUGUUUCUAUUAUAAAACUUUGUAUGAUCAGUAAUUGUCCAAAGAGUUUGACUGCCAUUAAUUAGUGUCAUGUACUUGGGACAGUUGAUAACAAAGAAUUUCAGACAGGCAACAUUAUUGACUAGACUUAGAUUGACUGUUGUGGUACAAUGAUAUGAAUUCCAACUACCAAACUCUAAAUUUAAUGAAGUUCUCUCUUAUUCAUACUAGAUAAAAAGUACAUCAUAUUUAAAAGAUAAAUACAUCAGAUUUAAAUAAAAAUUGGAGACAAGAAAUAUAAUUAAGUUUCUUCUGACUAUAGUUGAGAAAUUUAAUCUUCUGCUUGGCUCUCAUGAUAAUUCUAACAGGACACACUGUAUGUGGAGAACAUUGAAGAAAGGGAGGAUGCUGGAACACCACCAAUCAUUCAGAAGGUGAGAACAGCUCUAGCAUUUUGGGUGAAAGAGUUCAUAAGUCACAAAGUAAUUGAAAGAAUGGAGCACACCUACAUUGAACUUGCACUACAAAGGCUUCUCCCAAACCCAAACAUAUGGAUUUUGGGAAAUGUAACAGCCAAGAGACAGGCUGUGCUUUCUUUUCUCAUUUAUACCACAACUUACUCUUCAUCAAGUGAUGGAAAUGGUGAAGACAAUGAGCUUUACUUAUGGAGAGAGACUGGGAACAAGAGAGAUAAGCCUCUUCAUGGCCCUUUUGUGGCUAAGCUUCUUAAUGACCUAUUUGGAAUUCAAGCUAGAGGAGGGUGUGCUUGUGCAGGACCCUAUGGACAUAAGUUGCUCAAGGUUGAUGAACCUCACUCUCUUGCCUUCAAAGAUGCAAUUGAAAUGGGAUUUACGGGAGUGAAGCCUGGAUGGACCAGGAUAAGCUUUCCCUACUACAUGUCCAAGGAAGAAUUUGAGUUCAUUCUAGCAGCACUAGAAUUCAUAUCCAUAUAUGGACAAAGGUUCCUUCCUUUGUACCAUUUCAAUUGGAGGAGUGGUGCUUGGACAUUUAAGAAGAGAGCUCUGAAGGAGGCUCUUAUGGGAGGGAGGGAUCACAAUUGCAACUUUUGUGGCUCACCAAUGAUGAAGGAGUUGAACCUAGGUGGUGGUAGUUGCCAUGGUGACACAAAAGAAGGAUGCACUAAUAACAAAGAAGGCCUUAUUUGCAAGUAUGUAAAGUACCUUGAGACAGCCAAACGCAUUGCUAGCCUACUUCCAAAGUUCCCAAAUCAAAGGCCAAUACCUGAGGAACUGGACACUAAUCUUGUGUCCUUUAGAGUCUGAAGAAGACCAUUAUAAGCUUGUUCUCUAUCUUAAUAAUAUGUAUGUGGAAAAAAAAAAACUUGUCUAAUGUCUAGUUGGGCAAAAUCUUAUUUAAUUUGAUAUGUAAUAGACUUAAAGUAGUAGAAGAUAAAUGGAAGGAGUAAUAUCCUCCCCUUGUUUUCUUGUAAUUGUUCAAUAUGUAUUUGUACUUAAUUCCUUUAAGAAAAUAUUAAUUAAGCGUUUUUUAAUUUUUCA